CCAGCAAGUAUUGUUGGCGCGCUGUUUUUAUGUUUUGUGCUUUCCUGACUCUCUGCCGUGUUCGUGCUUUUCGUCAGCGCUGAAACCGAAACCAGCUGGCAAUAUCCAUUUAUUGUCUCGCGUUCGCUGCAUUCCGAACAAGUUCUCGACACAAUCUGGCCUGGCCCGAACCAAUCCAACAUAAAUGUUUAUUCCGGCCCAGCGACGCGAAAUUUGCGGUUUUAUUGUGCGUUAAAUCAAAUGUGAUGUCAAUUUAUGCGACUGAUCCAUUCCAAUUGGCAGAGUGCUGGAUCGAGCCCAAAAUAUUCUUUAUUAAUUGAGUGUGUUGUCACAGCAGAAAUUAAACGUCGAAAUCAGCAGAACCACCAGAAACAGCAACAAAAUCACACAUAAAACAUAAAACGAAAAAAAUAUAUUUAUAUUUUGUAUAAUCAAAAUUCAGAACGAGACGCGAAACACAAGGCAACACACAGUGCGAGAUAAAACAAGAGAAGAAGAGAGCGAAGGGAGAGAGACGAAACGACAAGCAAAACAAAAGCAAGAAGUGAACCCCGAAAAUAUUCCGUUUUCUCGAUCUUCUGCGUGCAUCGCUCCAUCUCUUUCUUAUUUACCUGAGUUCCCUGCCCUUGCAGCCGGCAACUCGCUUUCGCGCUCCCGCUCUCACCGGGCAAAACAAAACAGCGCAAAGGAAUAGCGAAUAAGGAAAGCAAAGGAAGGAGCAGCAAACAUGGCAAUGCAACGGGAAGUAGGCGUACAGGACUUUGUCCUACUGGAUCAUGUGUCCAUGGAGAAGUUCAUGGACAACUUGCGUAAGCGUUUCCAAGUUGGUUCCAUCUACACAUACAUCGGCGAGGUGUGCGUCUCGAUGAAUCCCUACAGACAGAUGAACAUCUACGGCCCGGAGACCAUACGCAAGUACAAGGGUCGCGAACUCUUCGAGAAUGCCCCACACGUAUUUGCCAUUGCGGAUUGUGCCUACAGGGUGCUCAAGCAGCGCCAUCAGGACACCUGCAUACUGAUCUCCGGCGAGUCGGGUGCGGGCAAGACGGAGGCCUCGAAGAUUAUCAUGAAGUACAUUGCAGCGGUGACCAAUACACAGGGACAGAAUGAAAUUGAAAGAGUGAAGAACGUGCUCAUACAGAGCAAUUCGAUAUUGGAGACCUUUGGCAAUGCCAAGACGAAUCGCAACGACAAUUCGAGUCGUUUUGGUAAGUAUAUGGACAUCGAGUUUGAUUACAAGGCGGAUCCAGUGGGUGGCAUCAUCACCAACUAUUUGCUGGAGAAGUCGCGUGUGGUGCAGCAACAGCCGGGCGAACGGAACUUUCACAGUUUCUAUCAGCUUCUGCGCGGAGCCAGCGACAAUGAACUGCGGCAGUAUGAGCUGCAAAAGGAGACGGGCAAAUAUCAUUACUUGAACCAAGGCAGCAUGGAUAUACUGACAGAGAAGUCCGACUACAAGGGCACGUGCAAUGCCUUCAAAACUUUGGGCUUCUCCACGGAUGAGGUGCACACCAUUUGGCGCACAGUUGCCGCUGUGCUGCACCUGGGCAAUGUGGAGUUUCAGACCAUUGAGGACGAGCUGGUCAUCAGCAACAAAAAGAGUCUGCAGUCCACGGCCAAGCUGCUGCAAGUCACCGAAUCGGAGCUGGCAACGGCCUUGACCAAACGCGUCAUUGCCGCUGGUGGCAAUGUCAUGCAGAAGGAUCACAAUGCCACACAGGCAGAGUACGGCAAGGAUGCGCUGGCCAAGGCCAUCUACGAUCGUCUCUUCACCUGGAUCAUUUCACGCAUCAAUCGUGCGAUACUCUUCCGCGGCAGCAAGACCCAAGCGCGGCACAACUCCGUCAUUGGUGUGCUCGACAUUUAUGGCUUUGAGAUCUUUGAUUCGAACAGCUUUGAGCAGUUUUGCAUUAACUAUUGCAACGAGAAGCUGCAGCAGUUGUUUAUAGAAUUGGUGCUAAAGCAGGAGCAGGAGGAGUACCAACGCGAGGGCAUCGAGUGGACAAAUAUUGAUUACUUUAACAACAAGAUCAUUUGCGAUCUUGUGGAGCAGCCGCACAAGGGCAUCAUCGCCAUCAUGGACGAGGCCUGUCUGAGUGUGGGCAAUGUCACCGAUGACACGCUGCUGGGCGCCAUGGACAAGAACCUCAGCAAACAUCCGCACUACACCAGUCGCCAGCUGAAGCCCACGGACAAGGAGCUGAAGCAUCGCGAGGACUUCCGCAUCACGCACUACGCCGGGGAUGUCAUCUACAACAUUAAUGGAUUCAUCGAGAAGAACAAGGACACGCUGUAUCAGGACUUUAAGCGUUUGCUGCACAACUCCAAGGAUGCAAACCUCAGCGAAAUGUGGCCCGAGGGUGCGCAGGACAUCAAGAAGACCACCAAGCGACCGCUGACGGCUGGCACACUCUUCCAGCGAUCCAUGGCCGAGCUGGUCGUGACGCUGCUGAAGAAGGAACCCUUCUAUGUGCGCUGCGUCAAGCCAAAUGACAUCAAGAGCUCCACAGUGUUCGACGAGGAGCGAGUGCAGCAUCAAGUGCGGUAUUUGGGUCUGCUCGAGAAUGUGCGCGUGCGUCGUGCGGGCUUUGUGCAUCGUCAGCGGUACGACAAGUUCCUGCUGCGCUACAAAAUGAUCUCCCAGUACACGUGGCCCAAUUUCCGUGCCGGCAGCGAUCGCGAUGGCGUGCGUGUGCUCAUCGAGGAGAAGGGCUUCGCGCAGGACGUGAAGUACGGCCACACGAAGAUCUUUAUACGCUCUCCCAAGACGUUGUUUGCGCUGGAACAGCAGCGGAAUGAGAUGAUCCCACACAUUGUGACGCUGCUGCAGAAGCAGGUGCGUGGCUGGAUUGCCAGGCGCAACUACAAGAAGAUGAAGGCAGCCAUGGCCAUAAUGCGGGCCUACAAAACCUACAAGCUGCGCAGCUACGUGCAGGAGCUGGCCAAUCGCUUCCGCAAUGCCAAACAGCUGCGGGACUACGGCAAGAGCAUUCAGUGGCCACAUCCCCCGCUUGCCGGACGCAAGGCGGAGGCGAAGUUGCAUCGCAUUUUUGAUAACUGGCGCGCCUGCAUGAUUCUGCGCAAGUAUCCGCGCAGCGAGUGGCCACAGCUGCGGCUGCAGAUCAUUGCGGCCACCGCAUUGGCAGGCCGACGACCACACUGGGGCCAGCAGCGUCGCUGGCUGGGCGACUAUCUGUCCAAUUCGCAGGACAACAGCGGCUACGAUUCGUACACCACAAAUGUGCGGAAUAUGAAGAAUCACGGCGGUGGCGACUCCGUACGCCAGGUGCUCUUCUCCGGCUUCGUGAAGAAGUUCAAUCGGCACAACAAGCAGGCGGAUCGUGCGUUCAUUGUCACGGACUCCACCAUUUACAAGCUGGAUGGCAUCAAGAAGAAGUUCCGUGAUUUACAGCGCUCCAUUGGCAUCAGAGAACUGACUUCAAUCAGUGUUACGCCCGGACGCGAUCAGCUGAUUGUCUUCCACUCGCCCAAGAACAACGAUUUGGUGUUCUCGCUGCAAGGCGAGACAUCGCCACUGAGGGAGGAUCGCAUUGGCGAGCUGGUGGGCAUUGUCUGCAAGAAGUAUCAUGACUUAACUGGCACGGAACUGCGCGUGAAUGUGAGCAGUAAUAUUGCCUGCAGAUUGGGCGACAAGCCGCGCAACAUUGUGGUCGAGGGUGCGGCCAAUGUGGAGAUACCAAAUUUCCGUCAUUCCGCUGGCAGCAUUAUCUUCGAGGUGCCCUCGUCCUACUGCGUUUGAAAGGACAAGCGGGAGAGGACACCAACCUAAUUGUACAUUUGCAAACCAACCCUAAGCUAAGGAACUUUCUACUUAAACUUGUCACUGAUCUGUCCACUAAAUCAAGCUCACUUCUGUGUAUACCCCGUGCCUUCUGCGAACCCACGCUCCCUCUCCCUAUUGUAGUUGUAAAAAUGUUUUCUAGCUAGUUAUACGCGUAUCUAUGUCUAUGCCUGUGUCUGUGUUUUUUUGUUUUUGUCAAGCAAUUUUGUGUGUAAUUUUGUACAUUUUUCUAUUACGUAUUUUUUUUUAAGGCGAUUUAUUUAUUUAACCACAAUCCAUGUGAACGAUUCGCAAGCUGCCUGUUGAGCUGGCAGACAAACAGCAAUUAAAAGUAUUCGAUGUGUA
Drosophila subobscura is the source of this 4147-nucleotide messenger RNA. RefSeq names its product unconventional myosin ID (gene Myo31DF). Gene Ontology annotation, biological process: actin filament organization; vesicle transport along actin filament. Bases 728 to 3760 code for a protein of 1010 amino acids. NCBI's taxonomy places the organism in Eukaryota, Metazoa, Arthropoda, Insecta, Diptera, Drosophilidae. Gene Ontology annotation, cellular component: vesicle; cytoplasm; plasma membrane. The record is from RefSeq and is a predicted model, not a curated record. The transcript has 9 exons. Gene Ontology annotation, molecular function: ATP binding; microfilament motor activity; actin filament binding.